This is a messenger RNA of Myxocyprinus asiaticus (Chinese sucker), 2303 nucleotides long. Its product is annotated as receptor-type tyrosine-protein phosphatase beta-like. The record is from RefSeq and is a predicted model, not a curated record. Lineage: Eukaryota; Metazoa; Chordata; Actinopteri; Cypriniformes; Catostomidae. The transcript has 11 exons. The coding region runs from base 661 to 1812 and encodes 383 amino acids. Gene Ontology annotation, molecular function: protein tyrosine phosphatase activity. Gene Ontology annotation, biological process: protein dephosphorylation.
UCGCCAUGUUGAGAAGAUGCUGUUUUCUUCACUGUGAAAGCAAAACCUCUUUGUUUGGACUUCCAAAGGCAGACGAAUUGAAGUAUCAGUGGUUAACAUUUAUUUUUACCACUAUUCCUCAGCAGCACAACCACAACCAAUGCUGGAUUUUCAAGUCAGUUACCCCUGAAAGAUGGUUCAGUUCCCACUUUGUUUGGACAAUCUGGUGCUUCAGGAUCACAACCUGUAUGUAUGUUUGAUUAUUUGUGGAUUUAUCUGCUACCGAGGGUUCAAAUGCAGAGUUUUGUGUUGUAGCUACGGUGAACACCCAGUGCACAGUCGAUCAGCUUGUUCUUUCAAACUUUCAUUAUCGGACUCAGACUGGUAUGGCAAAAACUGAAGGCAAUGUUACCAUAGUUACAGUCGUGUUUACAGCUGCUCAGGAUGACUCGGGAGUUGAAACUCAGUUAUGGAGCAGACUGAUUGAUGGUGAUGGACAUCUGAAUCAAGGCAGUAGCAGUAAAUCUUGCCGUUACCAGUCCGCUUCUCAACCACCCUUGAAGCACGGUGUACAACGUUUACUGCUCAUGAUUUCAAGAACAAAACGAUAAAAAAACAAAACAAUAAAACACUUACCAAACACAUGGUUAGAAGUCAGUGCUAGAUGAAAGGCACUUUAAGAUGAGAAUACGGGGAUACUCUAAAACACAGAUCCUACAGACGUUUCAGGUGCACUGUCAGUCUCUCGCAACCAAUGACAAUGCAGGAUACCGACAGGAAUUUGAGGAGCUGGAAGAUGUUGGCAGAGAGUACACCUGCAGAGCUGGACAACUGGAUGCCAACAAGAAGAAAAACAGAUACCCCUUCAUCUUACCUUAUGACCACACUCGUGUUCAGCUCUCUCUGUUGGACUCCAAGCUCCACUCUGACUACAUCAAUGCCAGCUAUGUGCCUGGUGGGACAUCUGAACAUGAUUUUAUCUGCACUCAAGCGCCUCUGCAGUGCACCAUGGUGGAUUUCUGGCGGAUGAUCUGGGAGAAGAAUGUGCCUCUCAUCGUUAUGGUGACCACACUGAGAGAGGAUGGCAAGGUGAUGUGUGAUCAGUACUGGCCACCCGAGCGAGGAACAGGAUGUUAUGGAACAUUGCAGGUGACCACAGUUUCACGCCAGCGUCACCCGGAAUAUUACAUCACCACAAUCCGCUUACAGCAGCAGGGUUUCCGGGCUGUGCGUCAUGUGACUCACUAUCAUUACCCCCUCUGGCCUGAUCAGGGGGUACCGCAGACCGCAUCCUCUCUUUGCACUUUCACUGAACAUGUACGACAGCACCUCGACAAUAUCACCAGCCACGGACCAUCAGUAGUACACUGCAGUGCAGGAGUUGGCCGUUCUGGCACGUUUGUGGCGUUGCUAUGGUUACUGCAGCUGUGUGCAAGAGGAAUUCCUCCUAACGUCCGUUUGGCUGUGCAAGAUCUACGUAAACGCAGAGUCAUGAUGGUCCAAAACAUUGAGCAGUACAUAUUGGUGCAUCAGUGUCUUCUGCACUGGCUGGGGGGAGAAACAUCCAAACCAUGCAGCGAUUCCCGUGCUGCCCCUGUGUCGCUGCAUCAUGGGUCACGACAAUCAACGAGAUCGCGGCAAGGGCGUCAGAGGCGUUCGGAGCGGACACAGCCAACGACACAAGACAUUAGACACACACAUCAGGAGUAUACCACACACUCCAACACCACCCAGCCUUCACAGACGUCACUACAGUCCCUACAGACAGCACUGAAGAGCAUACACCCUGCACACCUGCUGCGAAGAAUAAUUCCAUCAACACACAACCGAUAGCACACACCUGAAAACAGACAUAUCUAGUGCAGUUGGAGUUUACUUGAAUAUGUUUUUCUAAAAGGCACACAAAUAUAUGGCCAGGGGCUGAACCUAUUCUGCAUCACAGUAAUAUCUAAAGUAUUGCAGCAUCUCUUUCAUCAAGACAAAAUUACGGUUAUCUACACACAAAGCCUUAACAGAAACUGUAAUGUUUAUUAUAUUUUCUGUGAUCUUAUUAGUUGCAUAUCCCCAAUCGAUCCAAGCCAUACAAAAGAUAUCAAAUGGAUUUUUGAGACUUAAAUAGACUUUCAAUAAUGGCUCAAUGAAGUUUGCAGUGCCAACUCCAAACACAAAACCCUACAACUGUGUCAGGUUACUUUUUGAAUUAUGAAUCUGACAUUGAUGGAGUUCAUUUAAAGUCACUGACACAUGUUGAGAGUGGUUUGCAUUAUUUACUGCUGAAUUUGGUGCAGAACCAUUUAAAAAAUAAAAAUAAAAAAACACUUGAA